This is a messenger RNA of Histoplasma mississippiense, 558 nucleotides long. RefSeq lists its product with no specific name. Bases 1 to 558 code for a protein of 185 amino acids. The transcript has 2 exons. The record is from RefSeq and is a predicted model, not a curated record. NCBI's taxonomy places the organism in Eukaryota, Fungi, Ascomycota, Eurotiomycetes, Onygenales, Ajellomycetaceae.
AUGGUUUCAACACGCGCAAGAUCCCUUGGGAACCAACCCGAAUCCUCUACCACCUCCGACGACCACAAUGCCCGAUUGCAACAGUUAAACGAUCAAAUCCGUGAACGAGAGCAACAGUUAGCUAUUCUGCACGCGCAACAACGCCUCAACGAGUUGGAAGCACAGAUUCGCGAAGAUACUUUUAUCGAGUCCCGACCAACCCAGGAUAUCGCCGCAGAACUACCGCAAAAUCGACCCGCAGACAAUAUGGAUGAUGAUAACGAAACACCGCCGAGAUUGGAGAUUAAGGAUUACUAUCGAGGAAAGAAUAUGUUAGAAUUUAAGGACUAUAAAGAUCGCAUGUUGACUCUCUUUGCACGCCACCGUCUAUAUUAUCGAAAAGAAGAACGCAAGAUAAACGACGCCAAACUCUACCUUGAUGCCCACGUUAAGCAGAAGUGGUUGAAUUUUGUAUCAGCAUAUGAGAGACGCGGAGGAGCAACACCGUUAACAUUCGACGAUAUGCUAUCACACCUAGAGAUGCAAAUUAACGACCCGCAGAAUCAGCUAAGGCAUUGA